Messenger RNA from Aspergillus aculeatinus CBS 121060, 1413 nucleotides. RefSeq lists its product as uncharacterized. The record is from RefSeq and is a predicted model, not a curated record. Gene Ontology annotation, cellular component: mitochondrion. NCBI's taxonomy places the organism in Eukaryota, Fungi, Ascomycota, Eurotiomycetes, Eurotiales, Aspergillaceae. Bases 1 to 1413 code for a protein of 470 amino acids. The transcript is spliced from 6 exons.
AUGCCCUUGCCUUCGAACAGUUCUUCGAGUACAAAAGCAAGCCGAAGCCGGCCACUCCACACAGAUUGGAACACUAACCCCGAAUUUUUCCGAUAUACGAGAGGCCGCUUCAUCGUAAACGAAGCUCAUGAGAUGGCUAUCCGACAUGUCCCUUUCAACAUGAAUGAAUUGGCCAAGCGUGCGGCCGAGUCCGUUGGCUCGACGCCCACCGAAUGCGCCCGGGUCGAAAAGUUCCCCGACGGGAUGUUCAACAAGGCGUUUCUGUUCACCAUGCAAGAUGGUACGCAAGUGGUGGGAAAGAUUCCUAACCCUAACGCGGGGCGGGCUCAUCAUACCACCGCCAGUGAAGUGGCCACCAUGGAUUUUGUCCGAAAUCAUCUAGAGACCCCGGUACCCAGAGUGCUGGAUUGGAGCUCCAAAGCAAACGAGAAUCCCAUCUGGCCCAGUUUAGACAUCAGGGACAGAUUUGAAGUCGCAAAGUCAACCUCCAAGUAUCAAAGGGCCUGGAUGUCCGCAUCAUUCACCCAAUAUGGAAGGCAUCGCUUUGCUGUCGGUCCAUCCACAGGGAACAGUGUUGAACAAUACAAGUUAGCAGUUGGACAUCGCGAGAUCGCCUGUGUACAGAACAUGGCUCAGCUACCCCAACCGCCUCUGGCCCUCUAUGGUCCCGGCACAUAUCGCCCUUCUCGUGCGAAAAAGAUUGCCGCUCUCUACCUGCGUGUAGUCAAGUAUCUUUUACCUUUGGACAACUCGAUAUCGUCUGCUUUCUUGUGGCAUCCCGACCUCCACAGUGAGAAUAUCUUUGUACACCCUGAACGGCCAUCAGAGGUAACGGCGAUUAUCGAUUGGCAGCCGUACUUUCUUGAUUAUGAUGGUCCGUCUGUGACCGGUUUGGAUCCGCCCACCUUCCCGGAGAACUUUGAUCAACUUGAUCCAGCAGAGCAAGCGGCAGCCAAGCGUUUGUACCUGAACAUGUCGCUCACUGCGUUGCAUCGACGGUUCACGUGUGCGAAGAACGAACGACUAUUCCGAGCCAUGGAGUUCCGACAGACCCCCAGUUUCGAGAUGAUGUUGUUGGCUCAGAAUAUCCUUGUCGACGGAGAGGCGCUUUAUCAAGCUAGGAUGCUGGAGUUAGAAGAGGAAUGGCCAACUCUGCCGGGCGUCCAGGCUGCUGGAAACCCACCGCUCCCGUUCCAGUUUUCCGCAGGCGAGGCUCUGAAUGCCAUGGAGUUAAUGCGGAGUUUGAGACAAUCGAUGGGUGAGUUGUGGCCUGAGAAAGGGGUCGUCGCACCGGGCCAGUAUGAUCAGGUGAAAACGCUUCUGAACCAAGCCAAGGCCGAGAUCGUGGGUCCACUCGCCCUCUCCGAAGAGGACAGAAUUGCAUGGGAAGAGUCAUGGCCGUAUCAUGGAUAA